This is a messenger RNA of Daphnia magna, 1015 nucleotides long. RefSeq lists its product as uncharacterized. The coding region runs from base 488 to 1015 and encodes 175 amino acids. The transcript is spliced from 7 exons. The record is from RefSeq and is a predicted model, not a curated record. Lineage: Eukaryota; Metazoa; Arthropoda; Branchiopoda; Diplostraca; Daphniidae.
UUUUGGUUCUAGGUUGAAACUCUAGAUGGCGUGGAUGUGCGGCUAUAAUGGAGAUUUUGAGUGACAAGUUAAACGUAAGUUUGUUACGUUAUCCUGUUAUGUGUUUCAAAGGAUUUUUCAUCAAAAAAUUUACGAUUGCUUUUUGUAUGUGGUGGUGUUUCGCCUUGUCAGCUAUGCCAGCUGCUGAACCAGCAGCCUGCAUUCCUGCUAUCAAUGUACAAUAAGGGAUCCUGGCACUUUAAGAAGGCCACUAUUCCUUAGAUAAAGAUCACCAUCCAGUUCAAGUACUGUUAAUGGACCUCAAGCCUUUUGUUUAAGCUUAGUGAUGUGUUCUCUUGUCAGUCAACGACAGAGUCUUCAUCUACUUUGUGUUGCUAACCAUCAGCCUUCAGCAUCCCAGGUCUCCAGAUUUCCAAGUUUCUCUGAUUAGCAAAAUACCCGUCAGCUCUUCAUUGUGGCUUCUCUUCCUCUCUUCUUAGUCUGCUGAAUGCCAACAUUGAAUAAGGUUCAUCAUCAUUGCCUUUCCAUGUUCUUCUCACCGUUACUUAGCCAGCUCACAUGGAUAGGCUUUAAUAACAUCUCCAUUUUUUGGACUGCAAAUAUUCAUGUUCGUUCGGUACAACACUGCCGUUUUGACAAUUUCGGUAGUUUCGCCCCCAGUGGACCACACGCAACUACAUUUUCUUCGUCUUCCUGCCGUUGUUGUCAACGACUUCACCUCAUCGCUAUCUUCGUUGACAUCUUCGCCUUCAUCUCUGUCUCGUCGUCUUGGUCGUCUUCAUCUUCGUCUCGUCGUUUUGGUCGUCUUCGCCUUCAUCUCUGUCUCGUCGUCUUGGUCGUCUUCCCCUUCAUCCCCGUCUCGUCGUUUUGGUCGUCUUCGCCUUCAUCUCCGUCUCUCCGUCUCGUCGUCUUCGCUGUCUUUGUUUACGCCAUUACCUCGUCGCUGGCUUCUCCUUCGCCUUUCCGUGAGGGAAUUCAUCGUGGAUCGUCGCUCUGUGCAAUCACUUGGCAAUAA